UCUCUAUCUAUUCUUCGACUUGAUUUCUUACUUCCAUUAUCACAAAAAAUUUUAUCAAUAUUUUUAUCAGUUUUUAGUGUAAUGAUUUUUUAAAGAUGUGGAUGCCCAGUGCUAUGUAAACCCAAGUUAAAAUUUUUAUUUUCAAUUCUGUUUUUCAAACACCUCAAAAAUGGACGUACUCAAUAAAUUUCGCUCUACAGUUACAAGUACAAUGUCACAAUUGUCAACAGUUCUACCUGGCAAUCCUGUUACAAGAGAGUAUGAAGCUACCAAACAUAUUGCAAGUGCUGGUGUUGGAUUACUUUGGAAAAUAUACAGUGGGUAUAAAAAGUCAACGCAACAACCUGCAUCUAUUUUUGUAUUAGAAAAGAGACUAUUAGAUAAAUGGUCAAAAACUGAACGAGAACACAUAAUAGAGGUUGUCAAAAAAGGUGUUGCCCAACUAGCCAGACUCAAACAUCCUCAAGUAUUAACUGUUCAACAUACUUUAGAAGAAUCUAGAGAAAGUUUGGCAUUUGCUACAGAACCUGUGUUUUGUAGUUUGGCUAAUGUACUUGGUAAGAUGGAAAACACACCUCAGCCAGUGUCCAAAAAUCUACAAGAUUACAAUCUAUUUGAUAUUGAUAUUAAGUAUGGCCUAAUGCAACUUGGUCAAGGUCUUGCAUUUUUACACAAUGAUGCUAAGCUACUACAUCAUAAUUUGUGCCCAGAAAAUGUUGUAAUUAAUGAACAAGGAGCAUGGAAAAUAUUUGGAUUUGAUUUCUGUUCUCAAAGUAUCAAUCCAGUAGAUCCAAAUCCCACAUGGCCCAGCUGGGAGUAUAAGGUUGAUGUCCAUCCAUGGGCACAACCAACUUUAGAUUAUUUAGCUCCUGAAUCAGGUUGUGAUCACAUCCAAAUUAAGGCCAAUGACAUGUAUUCUCUGGGAGUGUUAAUUUUUGCCAUCUAUAACAAAGGAAAUGCACCAUUACAGUCAAAUCACGAAUGGUCUAUUUAUAAACGCAAUUUACAAGAAAUGAAACAUAACACACCGAAAAUAUCAAUUGUUGAUGCUGGUCUCCGAGAUCCAGUGAGAUUAUUAUUAAGUUAUAGACCUGAAGACAGACCUGAUGAACAUGAAUUUUUAAAAAUUGAAUUUUUUAAUGAUGUUGGAGUUAAAACAUUAAAUUAUUUGGAUUCACUUUUUCAAUGGGAUAAUUUACAGAAAUCCCAAUUUUAUAAAGGCUUACCUCAGAUAAUGGAAAAAUUACCUCACAGAAUUUGUCUAAACAGGAUUCUGCCUUGUCUUGUAAAAGAUUGUGUUAAUCCUGUUAUGAUACCCUUUGUCUUACCAAAUAUUUUUUAUGUCUGUGAAAACUGCACUAAAGAUGAGUUUGUUAAUCAUAUUUUACCAUGCUUAAAGCCUAUAAUGAAAGUGCAUGAACCAGUUCAAGUUCCUUUCAUAUUCCUCCAAAAAAUGGAAUUAUUAUUAAAAUUAGCACCACUAGAAGAUCUCAAAUCUGAUAUAUUACCAAUGUUGUAUAAAACAUUGGAAUUGGAUUCAAAACCAGUUCAAGAAACUUGUCUAUCUGUGAUUCCAUCAUUAGCUACUCUCGUAGAUGGUCCUUCCAUGAAAAAUGCUUUAUUACCUAGGAUAAAAAGAUUAUGUUUGUCAACUUCUGAUCUUUCAGUUCGUGUAAAAUGUCUUGUUUGCAUUGGUAAAUUAAUUGAAUAUUUAGACAGAUGGCUAGUACUUGACGAUAUUAUUCCAUUUUUACCUCAAAUACCUUCCAAGGACCCAGCUGUGAUUAUGGGCAUUUUAGGUGUAUAUAGAAUUAUUCUUUCUCACAAAAAAAUGUAUAUUACAAAAGAAACUAUGGCCCUCAGUAUUUUACCUUUUUUAAUACCAAUGUGUAUUGAAAAUACACUAACGCUGAAUCAGUUCAAUGUUUUAAUUUCAAUUGUGAAAGAAAUGAUUACUAGUGUUGAAACUGAUCAUCGAGCUAAAUUACAACAACUAAAUGAACAGCACAGAUCAAUUUCGAAUAGUUUAACUUUAGAAAAUGGAACAACAACAAAGCCAAAUGGUUUGACAAAUGAAUUUCAAUUUGAAAGUUAUGUUGAAAAAUCUUCAAUGCAAAUAUCUGGUUCCAAUGAUAUAACAACUAAUUUAUCUUCCAACUAUGACAAAUCAAAGACAAACAAAUCACAAGAUGUACCAUUCCGUACGUUUCAGCAAGAUGUUACCCUUACUCCAAGCAUAGAAAAAAUCAAUAAAAAUAAUCCAGUACCCAAGGAUCUCACAUCGUCUCUGAUUGAUUCAAAUAUAAAUCAAAUAAGUUGGUUAAAUCAGAUGAAACCUACCACAAGUUCAUUAUCUCAAUCAAAAUCAAUGGGAUUUGAAAAUAAAUCAAUGAGUCUUCAAGGAAGACUUUCAGGACUUGAUAACAAUUCAGUUAACCCACAAACUAAACCAAUGUCGCUUAAUAAUUCAGCAAGUAACUGGAACGAUUUAUGGAUAAAACAAGAAGAAACUCAGCCACAAAUUAAGCAGUUGUCUCUAUCUGAUAUAAAUGAUUUAUUGAGCUGAGAAAUUACUUAAUCCACUAAACAGUAAAUGUUACCUAACUUACUUAUUAACUUUAUUCAAGUAUUUUAUAUUUUAAACUUUAGUCACUAUAUUUAUUUUUGGGAAUUACUUCAUUGAUUCCUUAAUUAUUUAUUUUUAUAUUUAUUUUAUUAUUUUCUAUUCACCAUUUCAAAAUAAUAAUAUUUUUUUUUAAAUUAAUAAAUAUUCAUCUAGUUGAACGUAUUCAAAACCAACAUUUGGAAUAGAAAAAAUGUAAAACCUUAAAUGUACAACAAAAGUAUUAUUUUAAAUUAAAACAAAUCCACUUUUUAUCUACUUGAAAAAUUAAAAUAAAUAAAAUACUAGGAGGAACAGAUUCAUUCAAACUAUUAGUAUUAUUAACUUAGUUAAACAAGUAACAAAUAUAUCGAGUAGGAAAUUAAUUAUUUUUUUAUUUAUUUAUUUAUUCUUUAAUUUGUAAUAUUAUACAUUAUAUUAAUUAAUGUUUACUAAGCAGAAAAGAAUUAAUUAUGACUGAUAUUUAAAUAUAUUUGUGAUUUAACUGUAAUACCAAUAUACCAUGUCAAAGUUACUCCAGUGGGAGGAUUCUUCAUUCUGGGAAACUUGUCUUUUUUAAUUGUAUUUUUCAUAUAUCACUUAUUGCUCUGAUAUAUAUGUAACAGAUUUUGUAACAUCAAAUUUAAAAUUUAAAAAGAAUUGUAAUUUUAUAACUAUUAACAUAAGUAUGAAAUACACAAUAUCUCAUACAUCUUGAAAACUAACUUAUUUGUUAAAGAAAAAUACAUUUUAGUUUCUCUGCAAAAUGUUUAUAUUCUAAUCUCUCAAAGAUGGAUGGAUACUGACCAGUAAUCACAGACACUAACCAUGUUUAGAUCUGUGGUAUACACUGAAUCUCUUCUCUUAGCCCCAAAAUAUGUACCGGGAAAUUCUACUUUUCACCCGUCCCACUUUUUUGACCUGUCACUACUAUUAGUUUUUUCUGGUUUUUUAUAAAUUUUAAUUGAUAUAAAUUCCAUAACAAAACAAUUGAAAUAAUUUUUCUUUUAUCAAGAUCAUCACCUCGGACUCAUGGUUCAAUAUAGGUAUGAUGGUACGACCCCUUUAAUACUAAGAGUCAUCGAGAAAAUUCUCUCUCGGUGUCCCAAUGAGCUAGUUCAACCCUGCUUUUCUCUUAAUUAUAAUAUAAAAUCUAUUAUAAUACAUUUUUAUUAUUUAUUAACAUAAUUUUUAUUUAGACUGAAAUCUGUUACAUGUGUUGAACAAAUGAACAAUAAUAGUCUUGAUUUAUAUUGUAUACAAUUAUGAUAAAAAA
This is a messenger RNA of Myzus persicae (green peach aphid), 3878 nucleotides long. RefSeq names its product SCY1-like protein 2. Lineage: Eukaryota; Metazoa; Arthropoda; Insecta; Hemiptera; Aphididae. The record is from RefSeq and is a predicted model, not a curated record. The coding region runs from base 170 to 2566 and encodes 798 amino acids. The transcript is spliced from 12 exons. Gene Ontology annotation, biological process: protein phosphorylation. Gene Ontology annotation, molecular function: ATP binding; protein kinase activity.